ACAAGAUCAGAGGACUUUUUUCUUUUAUAAUGGUACGCUGCUAAUACAUGAGAAGCACCAACUGUGGCUCAGGAGCUACUGGACUGCACCAGUUUCAACAUGUAAAGGCAUGUAAACGCCAUGUCAGCUUCCACACAUACAACCAAGAAGCUUUGACUGGGAGACUGGAAAAUCUUUUUGAAAUUUCCAAUAUAUCUGACUUGGUGGUUAAUAAAACGACAGCGCCUUAAAAUGCAAACAAGCAUGUUGCCCAAUAUCACCAACGCCUGCAUGUUGUAAUCUUUCUCAUCCCAGUGUGAGCUAAGUGCAGCAAUGAUUUCAGAUUAGCUGCCAUAUUUAGUUAACAAAUGGCUUCAGUUAGCGAUGGUCAGGUGAUGUGCUGGUGUGACUGAGGGGCACAAAUGAACCCUAACAUCAACAUGAGCCUGACAAAAAAAAGAAAAAACAAAAGCUGCAGAUGUAGGAGAUCACCUUUCUUUGCUCCUGCACCCUGCAGAGAACCUCCGUGCUUCAUGAGAGGGAUCUCCAGAAACUUAUGAACUCCUUUUUUACUGUAGUACAGGCCUUGUCACAUGCAUAACAAAUGUCACAUGGUAAAAAAUAACCCCCCAAAAUUCCUGGAUUUGUUGCUCACUCACCUGAACAAUGCGUUUCUUUUUUUAAAUACCGAGUCGUGCUCAGUAGAUUUUAAAUUAGACCUCAGUCAGUUAUAAUCAGCAGUUCACUGAUUCAUUCCCAAGGUCUCUUCUUGUAAUCCUACCCCUUACCCACCAUGCACUGGGAGGUUUCUAAGGCGACCCUGACAGUCAACAAACAUGGCUGCUGCUGCUGCAGGGAGCUCUCACAAACAUGAGCGAUCCUGCUCCCACAUCCCAACGUUCUCAGCUCGACAUCCCAUGAUCCCCAAACUGUAUGUGAUGCCAUGGAAACAGGACAUGCGGAACCAGAGGCUGCUGAUGAAGAACGCAGCUCUGGCAGAGAUCCCUGUGGUUCCUCUGGAGGAGUCCUUGUGUUUUUGUGGUCGGGAGCGUCUCUGCCACAGUCAGGACUGCACUCACCGCUCCACCUCCUCCUCCUCCUCCUCCUCCUCUUCCUCUGCUCCUCUAAGCCAGCUAAGCCAGACAGGACUGACAGCUCACCACUCCUCCCACUUCUCCAGGUACAACAGCUCUGUGAUUACCACCAGGCGACUCUACCAAGCCUGAAGACAGAUCACACAAACACUAAUAAACCUGUCUGCUUUACACUUUCUCUGUCUUACUAUAUAAUGAUGAAAACUGUGUGUGUGUGUGUGUGUGUGUGUGUGUGUGUCUGUUCCACGUUUUUCUCCUCACUGACUUGGUCAAUCCAUGUGAAAUUUGGCACAGUGGUAGAGGGUCAUGGGAGGAUGCCAAUGAAGCAAUAUUACAUCAAUUGGCCAAAGGGGGGC
Molecule: messenger RNA, 1429 nt
Organism: Epinephelus moara (kelp grouper)
Lineage: Eukaryota; Metazoa; Chordata; Actinopteri; Perciformes; Serranidae
Product: testis-expressed protein 43-like
Exons: 4
Coding region: 816-1205 (129 amino acids)
Source: RefSeq, a predicted model, not a curated record